UACUGAGAAAAUUGAAAAAAGUAUUUUUUUUUUUUUUUGUUAUAAUUUUUGCAGCAAAUGAAUCAUCAAGAUAACAACAAUAUGAAGGAUAAGGAGAGCAAAAAUGAAGAAAAUAAUAAUAAUAAUUCAAAAGGAAUUAUUAUUAUUAUAUUGGGUGUUUAUAUUCAUUGUCAAGGUUGUAAAGAACAAGUGCUUAAUUCCCUUCUUGGUUUUGAUGGUGUGGAGGAGGUUGAAAUUGAUGAGAAAAAUCACAAAGUGAUGGUGAAAGGGAAGAAAGUAGAUCCUCUAAAGGUGGCAAAAAGACUUAGGAAAAAAAGUGGUAAAUAUGUGGAAUUAAUAUCUCCAAUUCCACUUAUGAAGAAAGAAGAAGAAGAAAAGAAAGAGACAAAACAAGAGCAUAAGGUAAUUGAAGUUAUUCUGAAACUAUACUUGCAUUGUGAAGGAUGUGCCAAAGAUGUCAAGCUAAGCAUUCACAAAAUGCCAGGGGUUCAAACAGUGGAGCCAGAAAUGAAGAACAACAUUGUGAAAGUGAAAGGAUCAAUGGAUCCUCAAAAACUAGAAGAAUUCAUCAGCAAAAAAGAAGGAAGACAUGUUGAAAUUAUCAGUAAAAUUGACAAAUUAGAGAAAAAUGAAAAGCAACCAUAUGAUGAAAAUUCAUAUGAUUAUAAAAAUAAUAGCACCAACUUCCAACAUGAUAAUUAUCUUCAAUUUGUUUAUGCUCCUCAACAUUUUAGUGAUGAGAAUCCUAAUUCCUGUUCAAUUUUAUGAGAUAAUUAAAGUUUGAUCAUAUCUUAUAUUAAGUAAAAUUUUAAGAUUGUAAUACAAAAAUUUUCAUGUCCUUGAUAUAUGUGCACAAAUGCAUAUUCUAAAUCCAAAUUUUGUGCAAUGCUAAUUUCUUUAUAGGUUUGUUUAUAAUUCUUUGUUACAUUUUUGCAAUAAGUAUACAACAGUAGCAUAUCCAAUGUAAUCCGUUGUUAAUGUGCUCUUAUUCAGAAUGUUUUGUCUUGUUUUCUAUAGUAUUUGUCAUAGUGGAAUUUCCGUUGUAACAGUUAAAGUGUACGUUUUUUUAUCUUCGUGAACAAUCCAUCAUGCUUUAGUACAAAAAAAUGGCAGUCUGGUGCAUAAAGCUUUCUACGCUUGGAGAUAAAAAUCCAUCAUGUUUUUGUAUGCGCGGGGAUUGGGAAAGGGCCGGAUCAGAUGAUUAGAUGUCCGCGAAUCACUAUUGAUAUAGC
Messenger RNA from Capsicum annuum, 1232 nucleotides. RefSeq names its product heavy metal-associated isoprenylated plant protein 8. The transcript has 4 exons. The record is from RefSeq and is a predicted model, not a curated record. Gene Ontology annotation, molecular function: metal ion binding. Bases 58 to 768 code for a protein of 236 amino acids. Lineage: Eukaryota; Viridiplantae; Streptophyta; Magnoliopsida; Solanales; Solanaceae.